CGCCGUGCUCGCUCGGCCUUCGGCUGUUUCCGGAGCCACUCGCUGGUGGCGGCGGAGGCGCUCGCGGCGCUGGCUGCAGAUGUCGGAGCGGCAGGCAGCCGGGGGGCCGGCGGGCCGCGCCGGGGAGAGCCCGGGAGUGGAGGGGAGCCAGGCGGCCGCCUCAGAGAAUGAAGAUCUAGAAAACACCAAGGUGACCUCUCUAGUGGCUUCUGCCUCUGAUCCAGAGUCCCAUUCCUCACCCUACAGGCCACAGACGGUAUCUCGAGCGAGUGAGGAUGCCACCGAAGAUCUGCGAAAGACAGCUGGUGCCUUGGAGGCGCAGGCCUUGGUGGAGCAGGAAUCGCUGCCUGCAGACCAGGCCCAGGUCCUCAACAAGAUGGCCAAGUACCAAGUUCCACAAAGGUCCGGGGACAUCGUUAUGAUCCAGUCUGAGCACACAGGAGCUAUAGAUAUCCUUUCAGCUGAUUUGGAAUCUGCAGAUCUCCUGGGGGAUCACAGGAAAGUGUCCCCACCUCUGAUGGCUCCUCCGUGCAUCUGGACCUUUACCAAGAUGAAGGAAUUCAAAAGCAAGCUGGGCAAAGAGAAGAACAGCCGUCUGGUGGUGAAGCGGGGUGAGGUGGUGACCAUCCGGGUACCUACCCAUCCAGAGGGAAAGCGUGUUUGCUGGGAGUUUGCGACUGAUGACUAUGACAUUGGCUUUGGAGUUUAUUUUGACUGGACCCCUGUAACCAGCACUGACAUAACUGUGCAGGUCAGUGAUUCCAGUGAGGAUGAGGAUGAAGAUGAAGAAGAGGAGGAAGAGAUUGAAGACCCUGUCCCAGUUGGAGACGUAGAGAGAGGCUCCAGGAGCUCCCUUCGAGGCCGCUAUGGGGAAGUCAUGCCCGUGUACCGGCGAGACAGCCACCGGGACGUGCAGGCUGGCAGCCACGACUACCCUGGCGAGGGCAUCUACCUGCUCAAGUUCGACAACUCCUACUCCCUGCUCCGCAACAAGACUCUCUACUUCCACAUCUACUACACUAGCUGAAGGCCCGCCGGGACAGGAGGCAGGCGGGUAUUUGCUGGCUGGAGCAGGCUGCCAGCUGGUGCCUCUCGUUUUGGAUAGGCAAGAGCUAAAAGUUGAGCGUGAGGCUCCUGACCCUCACGUCCUGCCUGGCAUGCCUGACUGUUGACCCCAUGUAGCUUUUCCCCCUUCUCGGCUUCUGCAGGUGGUGGUGUAGUGCUCCUGUUCUGUGGUCCUUGACUCACGCUCCUCUUGCUUCAGACUCCGGCCACGUCCCUCCGUGAAGGAGCCCAUUGGGCAAAAGCCUAAAGGGUAGUUGGGUGUUGUCUUUUAAAAAUAGGCUUGUUUUGGUACGAGGUAUUAUUCCAGUUGCUGCUCUCUCCUCUCCCACAGCCUAUAUUGCAGAUGUGUUUAGUGGCACCCAGUCUUCAUCUUUUGAAAGUGCUGGAAGAGGAAAAGCACAUUGUCCAUGAAGGAACCCAGUGUUUUGGACGGAGAAAGCUCUGUCCAGCCUCUCACCACUGCCAUAUUCCCGCCUGCUGGUUCUUCUUGGUCUGUAGCACAGGCCGGGAGCCCUCACUGCCUUUGGAGGGGUGUUAGUAGUCCAGAUUGUUCAACUCCGCCUCGUGCCCUCCUCUUGCCUUUCCCACGCCUGUGUCCUUGCCCUCACGGCAAGAAUGUCCAUGCAGUCUAAGUGACGAUCACGUAGUCUAAGAUCCAGAGGGGAGAAACUGCCUCCAUCACUUCCUGCUUCAAGAGGUAGUGUCCCUUAGCAAGGGUGCUGGCAGUUGAAGGGGAAAGGUGGAAAUUAGGUACUAGAUUGAUCUCAGAAUCCACAUCUUUGCAAGUCAAAUGUUACUGAAUUAUUAUUUUUCGUAUAAUCAAAGAAGGGGUAUAAUCUGAGAGACAAGGUUAAAAAACAGAAACCACUCCAGAUUCCCCACCAUUCUUUUUUAUCUUGAGGGUAGGAGUGUUAUUUAGUAAUUUUUCUUCAGAAACAAUCUGACUUCAAGUUUCUGGAUUUAGGUUUCUUGCAUUGAGGGUUUAAAGCUUUCGGUGUUCGAAGUCUCUUAGAAAAGGUGGUAAUGAAACUUCACUGUUGCUGCUGAUGGGAUUUGUCUUUACCAGGCCAAAGCUUGCAUUUUCUGGGUCACAGCCUUCCCACUGUAUUAGUCAUGAGGCCCAGGAGUGCCACGGGAGGAUAGGGGAGUCAGUAGCCAAAACGGUGGGGUGGCUGGGCCUCGGGCAGAGAGGGGACCACUGUGGUUGUCUGUACCUCCUUGUUUCUUAUUCCUUGUGUUGAGUCUGUUACUGCCUUAGAAUUUUGAGGAAUGAUUCAAUUUAUUUAUUACUUUAUUUAUUUUUUGGCACAUUUCAUUUUUGCCUCUGAGAUACUUUCCAUCUGUUUCUUAGAAGGCUUCUGUCUGCUCUGAGCCAUUUAGGCCUCCUCUUCUGUGGAGUGAGAUGAUGAUUUUAGGAGAAGCUGGGAAGUGAUAAUUCCCUUCCUGCAGGUCAGUCCUAGGAUGCUUUGGGAGGACUCUGCCCUUCUGGGGUGGACGAUGCCACCCUCCCCCAGGAUUCCCUGUGAGGAAUUCCAGGCCGUGAGGGGCCCUGCCCAUUCACCCAGGAUUGAGUGCAGGGGAGUUGACUUGCCAAUCAAGGAUAUCCUAUGAUUCUGGGAUUUCGAAGUCCUUUGCCUGCUCUGAGGAGUCCUCUUCCUCAUGAUGUUUCCUUUGGCUCAUCCCUUUCUUGUGCAGGUGUCUGACACCAAACCUGUCCUCCCUACGGGAGCAGGAACUCGAUCAGGGCUCCUCACGGUAGCACCUGUGUCACCAACAAAGGGCCAUACAGCCUGUACCUUCUCUUCCCCUGGGAGCGAAGCCCCAAGGAGGGUAGGAUGUUGUGGACCGAGCAGCAUCACACCACCAUUGUUUUAUAUUUCAAUGCGUUUUGUAGAGGAUUACACUGGCCAGCGUUUAUCUACCUUGUAAGAAAUUAGAAAUGAUUUUAGGGACUAUCUGUUCGGGCAGCGAAAAGCGAACUCGCUGCACAUCAUCUAAUCGUGAGAUAAACGGAGUGAGCACUCUUUCAGCAUGAAGUUGAAUCCUGCCUUAGCUAAUUGAGUCUAAUCUUUAUAAAAUAAUUUUCUACUGAGCUGUUCUCCAGUCAGCUAAAGCCUUGCUUAUUUAUUUUUCCUGUUUAUUAUUAACUUCUGGCUUUCUCUUAAAAUGGAGCUGUCAGGCCCUAGCAAGCUCCCUGGGACAACAAACACUCUUUAUUUUUGCCAUGAGCAUCUCUGUACUUACUUUCUUUGGCAUCCUGGUUCUGGUGCAUCAGGGAAGCCUGAGGGACCUGUUCCUGUCACCUCCGUGUGCCUCUUUUUGUCUGGUCACUUUUGAAAUCCUGGACAUUGUUACAUUUCACCCUGCACUGGCGUUUCUUUGUUCCAUUAGCACAAAAUGGCUAAAAAGAUAUUUUCGCUGUCUAACCAUUUACUCUUCUCCUAUUAAAUUUCUGCAAUCAUUGAACUGUAGGGACCAAAUAUUAUUUGUGGAAGCACAUGUAAUUACUGAGAAUUUCAUAGCCCAGCGAAUCCUCAGAGAUCAUCCUUUCCUUAAUCUCUCCCUGUCCAAAUUCUUAAAAGCAAACAAUGAAAUCAAAGUCCUCUGCUUCCCCUGUCACCCUAUUCUCUAGAGCACAAAUAAAUACUAACAAACAGAAUUCUGAGAAUGCUUUGUAGUGGGAGAAAGAUAGAAAUUCUCUACACACAGUAGCUGACUUCUUAAAUUUCUUCAGUCUGUUUAGCUUGGCCACUCUGUUGAGAGAUGGGGCUUUUAGAAAGGAGGACAUGUUUAAAGUGUUAAUUUUUUCUAACACUUUUUGAUACAGAAUUUUCAGCAAGCAGAGGACUUAAAAGUAGAGUAAGUGUAACUGUGAUGCUGCUCUGGAAAGACUUUAUUCUAAUCUGUUGCUUUAUGACAGGUCCUCAGGACUCCAGAGUUAAAACUCAAUCCUCAGACAAUGUAUAGCUUUAUAAUGGGAGUAGGUAACAACCUGAAAUAAGGCCAUUCAUGUAUUUUUAAAAUAUUUUUUUAUCUGUUAUUUAGGAAGGGAAACCUCAGACUUUUUUAAAGUACAUAUUGCCCCCUACUACGUGUAUAUGAAAGAGUUAAAUCUGAGAGUUCUCUGUCUUAUGUUUAUCAGUAGGACUCAACAUUAUUGCAAAACUUACCAGUUAUAGAAAAUAUCUGAGUUUUGAUGUUUUUGAUCGGCCCUAUCCAGUUCCUCUUUGGAACAAUUAGGCGAAAACCCAAAUCCUAAAGUCUGUAUCUUUAUAUUUAUUUUUUAAGACCACUUUUCUGCAAAAUGUUGCCUUUUAACCCCAAAGUAUAUGAUUCUAAGGCAUGGAGUUGAGUGACUCUAACAUUUAUGUAAAAGAUGAUUGUUUUAGUGGAGGGAGGGGGAGAGGCGUGAAUGAGUUUUGUGCAGCUUAGGGACUACCUUUUAAAACUGAUAGUAAGGAAGAAAAAGAGAGUAAAAUGAGGGGAAGAGAGAUAAGCUAUCAAAUGCAUCCCAGAGUUUUGCUCAUAUCCCAAUUUUGUUUGUUCUUUAGUCUGUAUUUCAUUAGUUGGAACUGUUGUUGAAGUCAGAAGCCUUGCUGGUCCUCAUUAUGGUUGUUGGAGAAACCUCCAAACCCCUUUUGCUGUCUUUCCCAACAGGAUAGACUCCUUCUGAGUAGGUCUUCUCUACCAAGUGUAAUCCCCUGACCCGAGGCUGGAUUUCAUCUCCGUGUUCUCUGGGCCGUGGAGAAGGAUGGUGAAACUAGAAAGGGGCUGGGAGGAGGUGCAGCUGUGUCUCGGCAGCCCCCGUUGGUUUUGACUUGGCCAAGAAAGGGAUGAAAUCAGUUAAUUUUGACCAACAUCACAGAAGGGCCUCAGGCCACAGGCAUAUGUUUGCGAACCAGCUAUGCCCCUGCAGGCUGACCUCCCUGUGAGGUGUAGGAAUCACUAUCUUCUUUAACCUGUGUGGAAUGGUCACACACAUAGCAGUAAGUGGGACAGUUCUCUCUUUAAAGAGCUUCCAUUUGGAAUUUCUCCUGGGUCUAAAAGGUCCACAUCAGCGUCUUUAACUAGUCUCUUUCCACCUGGCCGCAAGGGUAGAACUCCUGGAAACCUGAAUUUGCUGGAAAAGGAAAAAGCACCAUCCCUAUAGAAUCUCAGCGGUUGAAGAGAGUUGGAAGGUGAGUUUCUGUCUGAAGGAAGGUAAUUUCAUUUCUUUUAUUGUGAGGGGCCGCACAUUAAGGGAUUAAUGCUCUUUAGAGAGCAAGUCAUUGUUUGAAUUGUGUUUGUGCUCAGGAAGCCACGAUGCAUGAUUCUCUGGGAAGUAAGUAGGAAAUGGGUAUCUAGAACCAAUCACAAGCUGGGUGCUCUCCAGUAACCCAGUGUGUGGUGAGCCUCUUUACAGCCAAAGUCCCAGUCUUCAUGCAUGGAAUCCAUUCCUAGGCCCUCAUUUCCACACACCUGAGAGAUAAAGAGGGACUAGGCUCCCUCCAUUUCUCUAUGAUAUCUUGAUUAUUUAUGAUAUUGUUUAGCACUGGCAGUAUGGUAUCCAAGGCCUCUGUUUAUCCGAUUAAUCAUCUAGUGUGAGUUGAGUGGAUAAGGCAGUCAGCCUUGGUUGGAAGUAGGACUGGGGAAGGAUUAUGACUUAUAGUCCCAUAUUGGGAUAGCUGAGUUACUGGUGUAUGACUAUACAAUCAUCAGUUGGAACUCUUGUUAACCUUACCAAGUGAAUGAAGAGGAUAUGCCAUUGGGAUACUGAUGAAGACAACAAGUUAAUUGAGUCGAGUAAUAACUAGAGCAAGCCCUCCUUCUCUGGGAACUAUGUGUGUCACAGGUUAUAAAUGCAAUUGUAGUGUGAGUUUGCAGCUCCUCCGUGUUCUCAGAAGGAGAGGAACCCCCUGGAAGUUGGGUCCUGGUGGGCAGUUUUCUGGAGAUGGGGGAGGCAUCCAGGAGAAAACUGCUUUGGCUUAGUUGGUACCUGGUGAUGGUCGGUGUUACCCCUUUGCUCUGUCUAACCCAUCUAGCAUCUGUGAGCACUUCUUUGGCCUCUACCCACUUAUUUAGAUUCUGAGGUUAGGGCAGGAUUUGGGACCCAGAGGGUGAGAGAAGCUUUGCUAAGUAUUAUGUGACCAGAUUUCAUUGCUCCUGCCUGAACCAUGAAGGCCACACAAACCCCUGCUGUUUGAAUCGCUUGUCACUAAGCUAAGAAAACCCAGUGGCCCAAGGCCUGAUGGGGUUCAUUUAUAAAUAGUUAUUCCUUCACAAACGAAGUCCACAUGUAAGAUGCUGGCUUUGAAAUUAUUUGUGGUUCUGGUCACUGGUUUGAACUCAUGAUCUGAUUACCAUUAUACAUACUUUGAUUUCUUUUAGGUCCCAGGCAUGUGGACCGGGUUAAUUUCAUGGCUCUUCCUUACUCUAAGAUGUGAGGAGAAAGUGCCCCAGAAAUACAGAUAUACAGGCUUCCUUAUUAGAUUCCACAGUUUUCUGUCACUUAAAGUACUUAUCUAAGGGUAAAAUAAUAUAUGUGAAAUGACUUCCAGGGGACAAAGUGCAUUUUCUAAAAGUUCUGAUAUAGGGUCAUGAACAAGUCUGAAGUUUAGGUUUGGGAUAUUCUAGCAUAUAGGGUUCCAGAAGAGCCCUUAGCCAACAGUUUAAAGAGUUCUCUUCCUGAACUCACUUCUUCACUCAGGUUUGAAAUAUCUCUGUGUAAAAUGUUCCUUGUUAUUGUUAUUGUUAUUGUUGAUUUUUAGGUUCAGGCUGACAGUUGUCUGGAAAACAUUAUCUUAAUUCCUUCUCUCACAUCCUAAGUAGUACAUUGUACUAAGAAAUUACAUGUUAAAAACUCUACUGACCUCCAUUUCUGAGAUUAUUGUCCCAUAAAUGAAGUUGUUUUAAUUUAAUCAAGUUGAAUUAUGUCCAUUUAGCCAUGUUCAAGAGCAAGUGUGAAGUCUAGAGAAAGCAGUCCUGUAACCCAUGGACUCUGGUGUGCCCAUUUGCCCUUAAUAAUGGGAAACAUUUUGAAAUUCCCAGAAGAAAGUUGCUUUGUAAUCAAAGGGAUGGAUUAUGAGAAAGCCAGACUUUGGGGAAGGAUAACUGGGAUAGAGGGAGGUGCUUGCAGAUUUCCUAAACUACUUUAUGCCAUUUAACUUAUAUUUCUGAAAGGCCUGCUUUGGUGCUGUGCACUGAGAUCUGUCCAUUGAAUGAAAGAUGAUGAUGCUUUCUUGGCAAAUUGGCAACCACAAAGGCGUCCUUUCCUUAUUCUAUAUCAUGCUUUGACGCUGAUGUUACAAAAGGGGUCUGAAAGGGAAACAGUCUUUUCUUUAAAGUAUAAAAGUAGCCCAACCAAUCAUUUAUUGCAGUCAUCUUGUUGUACAUGUUCUGUAUCAUGAGAAAUGCUGUCAACAGAUCCUAUGAUUUCUAAGAGCUCUGUACCAAAUUGUUACUCAAUCGUUGUGUCCUGCUGAGUGGUUUUUCCUUUAAAAUACCUUCUCUUACCACCCUGUGGCACUGAAUUUGUUGCUGUGAUACACAGAUGAUCCUGAGCUGUGGUUCUUUAAAUAGCUCAGUUCUUGUGUUUUUAUAUUCCGUAACUGUUUUGUGAAGCUUUUGUGCAUUCUUUGUCUUCUCUUCCAAGUUUUGAAAUCUGUCCUAAAUAAACUUUUUCACUAUGCACCUGAAA
Messenger RNA from Lynx canadensis (Canada lynx), 7741 nucleotides. RefSeq names its product transmembrane p24 trafficking protein family member 8 (gene TMED8). The transcript has 6 exons. Gene Ontology annotation, molecular function: pyrroline-5-carboxylate reductase activity. The record is from RefSeq and is a predicted model, not a curated record. Gene Ontology annotation, biological process: L-proline biosynthetic process. NCBI's taxonomy places the organism in Eukaryota, Metazoa, Chordata, Mammalia, Carnivora, Felidae. The coding region runs from base 80 to 1027 and encodes 315 amino acids.